Messenger RNA from Helobdella robusta, 855 nucleotides. RefSeq lists its product as hypothetical. The transcript is spliced from 9 exons. Gene Ontology annotation, molecular function: cytoskeletal protein binding. Bases 1 to 855 code for a protein of 284 amino acids. The record is from RefSeq and is a predicted model, not a curated record. NCBI's taxonomy places the organism in Eukaryota, Metazoa, Annelida, Clitellata, Rhynchobdellida, Glossiphoniidae. Gene Ontology annotation, cellular component: cytoskeleton; plasma membrane.
AUGAACACUUGUAGAGUACAGUUGUUGGAUGGCAGUGAAGUGGACAUUGAUAUUGAUAAAAAAGCCUCAGGGCAAGAACUGUUUGAUCUUGUCUGUAAGAAAUUAUCAUUGAAUGAAGUUGAUUAUUUCGGUUGCACAUACAAGGAGAAUAAGAAUACAAAGGUUUGGUUGAACAAUAACAAAAAGAUAUUCAAGCAGAUCAGCAAUACACCAUGGGUCUUUUCAUUUGAGGUAAAAUUCUACCCCCCUGAUCCAACCUGCCUCAAUGAAGAAAUCACAAGAUAUCAAUUGUUCUUGCAGUUGAGGACUGAUAUACUCUCUGGGAAAUUACCUUGUUCCUUCAUGACCUAUGCCCUGCUGGGCUCUUACGCCGCCCAAUCACAGCUCGGAGACUACUGCCCCUCGGACCAUGGCACUGGACAUGCGUACCUCAAGGAUAUAGGUUUUUCCCCGAAUCAGACAGACGAGCUGCUCGAUAAGAUUGCUGAACUACAUAAAACUAAUCAGGGCAUGCAGCCGGCGGAGGCGGAGUUAUGUUUCCUCGACAAUGCUUACAAACUCUCGCUGUAUGGCGUCCAUAUGUUUCAAGCGAAAGACAGUAACGAUUCGGAGGUCUUGCUAGGCAUCUGUGCUGCUGGUCUGCUCGUGUACAAGGAACGCCUGAGACUGCAUAGGUUCACCUGGCCGAAAAUUUUGAAGAUCUCCUACAAGAGGAACGUUUUCACUAUCAAGAUCCGACCCGGAGAGUUUGAGCAGAUGGAAACCACAAUGGAGUACAAGCUUGCGAACUAUCAGACGGCCAAGAGAUUGUGGAGGCUUGCUGUUGAACAUCAUUCCUUUUUCAGGUUUUCGUAA